CUCUUCCACCGCCUCGCCUCUCCUCUCCUCUCCUCUCCUUCCUAUUUAUUUUAUUUAUUUAGUCAGAGAAAAUGGAAAUUGGAGUAAUAAUGGCUGCUGCUUCUACUACAUUCGGACCUCCUUCUUCACCCUUACUCUUGAACACCAUCCGUAUCUCCCCACCUCCACUCACACUCACACCUACACCUCCAUGCUCUGCCUUUUUCCCAUCUUCUACCCGACUCCCCGUCGUCAGAGCUAUCGGCAAACCUCGCUCCAUCGGUAACCCCUCCAAGUCUAAACCCUCAGAAUCUAGUGAACAAAAAUGGGUUGCAAAAGGCUUAAUUACUGAAUCGCUUCCUAAUGGAAUGUUUUGGGUUCGUUUAGAAAAUGGAGAUGUGGUUCUAGGUUAUGUAUCCGGGAAAAUUCGACGCAAUUCUAUACGAAUGUUGCCGGGGGAUAAAGUCAAAAUUGAGGUCAGUCGAUAUGAUUCCACCAGAGGCCGUAUUGUAUAUCGAAUUGGUAGCAAAGAUGUCUGAUAUAAAUCAUUUGAUGGUUAUGCUUUUUGUAACCCUGUCACCAUAAUUUCUUGCUCGUAAAUUACAAUCACCUUCUUAUUAUCUU
Molecule: messenger RNA, 603 nt
Organism: Cynara cardunculus var. scolymus (artichoke)
Lineage: Eukaryota; Viridiplantae; Streptophyta; Magnoliopsida; Asterales; Asteraceae
Product: translation initiation factor IF-1, chloroplastic
Exons: 1
Coding region: 72-518 (148 amino acids)
Biological process (GO): translational initiation
Cellular component (GO): cytosol
Molecular function (GO): translation initiation factor activity; RNA binding; ribosome binding
Source: RefSeq, a predicted model, not a curated record